AUGGGUACCCUCACCUGUGGAGCGACUUGUCCGGUGCUUGCUUAUCUUUCCGAUGAACGCACACUUCGUGAGCACCAGCAGAUCUCGCUACAGAGCUUCCGACGUAAGGCCUCGGAGCCCGCUGUGAUCAAGCUGUCGGACUACUCUCCUGCAGUGACACCAAAGAAAACUCACCGCUUCUGCAACGCGGAAAACAUGUCGAGUGAAGCAGGGCCUGGCCCAUUUUCUCGCACUCCACCGGACCUCGAUGCAAGCAGCAUGUAUAGUCUUCGUUCGGUAUUCCCUCGCCCGACUACACGACUCCACGAUGACGAAGUAGGAGGCACCACUGAGCGCUUACUGCGGCCACGCUACCUCUGCAUGCUGGAUGACUCGACCGAAACAGGUUUCAGAGUGGUCUCGGCUAACGACGACAUUGAGCUGCUCUCCGUGCAAUACAUCUUUGUCUCGUAUACCAGAAGGCACUUCUACACGCAGAUGGCUGGCGACACAAGCCUGAGUGACAUUGAACGUGAGCGGAGAAGAGCCAGUGCAGAGAGGGAUGCCGCAGCUUUGAUAAAAAUCUCAAUCGAUGCUGCGAAAAGUGCGAACACGACGGCGUUCUGGAUCGACUUCGAGUGUGUGCAGCCCGACAGCCCUGAACACGCAGAUGCAUCAAGAUCCAUGCAGGAUGUGUAUCGUAUUUGCGAUGUCGUUCGUGCAGCGAGAAGCAUGGUCAUCGUUGUUGGUCCACCAAUCAAUGAGCAGUUCGAGCACGUCGAGAGCGACUUCUCCAGCAGCGCCCAGCUAUCUUGGCUUCGGCAGUGGGGAGACCGACUGUGGACACUACCGGAAGCACUCCUAUGUCCCAGAGACCACGGUGUCAUGCUAUGGUAUGCAGGCGCAAACCAGCACAAAACUCAAGUUGUGGAAAAGCGAAACCUACCGCCCUAUGUAUGGGACGAUGCGGCCACGGUUGGCCAGUUGAUUGAUCACUAUGAGGGCUCGAUACAGCUCACUCAGCUUGAGCUUCUGGUGAUAGCCUUGAACAGUCUGCAACGCCGACAAACAGUCGCAAGAAUGCAUGCGGACGCCAUAUACGCUCUGAUGGGUCUCAUGCGGGAGAGAGUCCUGGUCAGAAAAGAUGACUCUGCUUUUCAAGCCUUUGCACGCCUCUCGCUCGCCAACGACAGCGACCGACCUCUAGAACGACUAUACUGCUUGAAGCCGCCCACGCACACGGCUUCCUGGCAUACACUGCAAGACGCUUGGGGCGCCAAACUGUGGGAUAUUACUCCAGAGUGCCAGAUAUCAGAAGUCUGUGACGAUGACGCCGUCAUCCUCGGGAAUCUGUACGGCGCACACAUCGACUGGGCGCCGCUUUCCAGCAUCGAUUUUAUUUUCGACACAUCACGAUCAAAUGCGAUCGCUACCCUCGAUCUAAUUAUAUGGCAAAUCAUCACCAGCGCCGGUCCUCCGAUGGAUUCGACUGACACCCUUGGUCUAUUGCUGACCUUUCAAUGGGGCUUCAUCGCCGGCAUACUACUCCUAUGUUAUGUGACGUCGAUACUCAUCCCACCACUUAUUAUAACAUUCUAUAAUGGAGAUGUGGAGCAGACGCAAGCAAGGCUUUGCGGUUUCCAAGGGAUGCCGGACCUUCCGAGCGUCGAGCGGACAUUAUUCGGUAGAUGUCGAGGCCGUCUAGAAUGGUCUUCGCAUUCGCUGAGCGAAGCGGCGGAGGAUGGCAUUGAGCUUUACACCAUAGUCGACACAGUGACAAUGAAAGCUCACGUCUUUCGAGCACGUACACGUCCAGAUGUACUGAUGGUUUGUGGGAGGCAGGGAGGCCUGUUGAGAACACUGCUCUGCUCCUACGAUAUCGAGGAGUGCAGAUUCCACAGAGAAGCAGUUCUGCGCAUGGAGACCAAGAUCUUGCAGCGUAUGUCAAGGAUGGAUUUGUGUCGGGUCUCGUUGACACCACGAGAACGAUAUGCGGACGAGAUUGUAGUCUGA
Recurvomyces mirabilis is the source of this 1992-nucleotide messenger RNA. RefSeq lists its product as uncharacterized. Bases 1 to 1992 code for a protein of 663 amino acids. NCBI's taxonomy places the organism in Eukaryota, Fungi, Ascomycota, Dothideomycetes, Mycosphaerellales, Teratosphaeriaceae. The record is from RefSeq and is a predicted model, not a curated record. The transcript has 3 exons.